AUGAUCGCCCAGCGUGAUGUUAUUGCACUCUGGGGGGAUCUGGGGGCUGGCAAAACAAGUCUCGCGCGCGCGAUCAUCCAAACGCUCCUUGCUGCAUCAGGCCUGCGCGAGGAUGUGCCAAGCCCGACCUUCACGCUCGUACAAACCUAUGAGGCGGGCUCUCUGCCCAUAUGGCAUGCAGACCUUUACCGUCUAUCUGAUCCUGAUGAACUGAUCGAGCUUGGAUUGGAAGAAGCGCUUGAGGGCGGCCUUCUGCUCAUUGAAUGGCCGGACCGCAUGGCGGAUGAGCUCCCGGCCGAAAGGCUGGACAUUGAGCUGAAAGAGGUCGGCGAUGGGCGCGUCGCAUGCUUGACGGGGCGUGGGGCCGCAUGGGAAGACCGCAUUAACCGAUGGGGCACCGCAACACGAAGCUUCCUGCAGGGAGAUGCGUCGCUGCGUCGCUACGAGCGCCUGGCACUGAACGGCGCCAACGGCGUUCUCAUGGACUGGCCAGCUGGUCCCGAUGCACCGUCAGAAGGCACCCAUGCCGCCUAUUCCAAGCUUGCGCACCUGGCCGAAGAUGUACGCCCCUUCGUGGCUGUCGGCUCUUACCUCAAAAGCCUCGGACUGCGCGCGCCCGAUAUCAUUUCCAGUGACCUAGAACAUGGCUUCCUGCUGCUCGAAGAUUUCGGCACAGCUGACUUCGGUGGCGUGAUCGACAAAGGUAAAGGCCCUGCAGGCGAAGUGCUGGAUGAUAUGUAUCGCGCGGGGCUGGACGUCCUCGUGGCGUUGCAGCAGGCAGGAACGCCGGGGCUAUUGUCGGUUGGCGAUGGAAGCACCCAUGAUGUGCCUUCAUUUGAUGACGGUAUUUACCGCAUCGAAACCGCCAUGCCACUUGAUUGGUAUUUACCCGUGGUAAUGGGCACGCAGGCGAGCGACGACCUGCGGGCUGAGUAUGACGCGAUCUGGACAGCACUUUGGCCGCUGAUUGAAGCAGGCCCCCGCACACUCUUUCUGCGGGAUUUUCAUUCACCCAAUAUUCUCUGGCAAUCGAAGGGGCGCGGCUUGGAGCGUGUUGGUUUGAUUGACUAUCAGGAUGCACUGAUCGGCUCACUUGCGUAUGACCCGGUCUCCUUUCUGCAGGAUGCACGCCGGGACGUGCCCGUGGAGCGUGAAGAGGUGAUGCGCGGCUAUUAUGUUCAGGCGAUGAAGAAUGCCGAUGCUCGGUUUGACGCUGAUGAGUUUGAAGCCGCUUACGCCGUUCUGGGGGCGGAGCGCGCCCUUCGCCUCAUGGGACUGUGGCCACGGCUUUUGAAGCGAGACAAUAAGCCCCAUUACAUGGGUCACAUGGCCCGCACGCAGGAUUAUUUGAGGCGCAACCUGGCGCAUCCCGCCCUUUCCGAUCUGGCCAGCUUUGUGGAAAAUCACUUUUUGAAAGAUGCGCCCGCCGCAGGGCAGAUCGCCGAGACGCCAGCGUGA
Messenger RNA from Effrenium voratum, 1458 nucleotides. Lineage: Eukaryota; Dinophyceae; Suessiales; Symbiodiniaceae. The record is from the annotation of a GenBank genome assembly.